Molecule: messenger RNA, 838 nt
Organism: Paramecium sonneborni
Lineage: Eukaryota; Ciliophora; Oligohymenophorea; Peniculida; Parameciidae
Source: the annotation of a GenBank genome assembly
UCUUUAUAUAUAUGACUGAGGAUAGAAAUGACGCAAUUACAUAAAAUAAUAAUUUCAUCUUUUUAAAUACCUCUGAUCAGGGAAUAAAUGAAAGUAUAGUGUUGAAAAGUUAGAAAUUCCGAAAAAAACUAUUAAAAACAAUUUACUCAAGAGUAAAAUUAUGAAUUAGUCUAGAGGAUUUGAUUAGAAAAAAAACUGUCGGUUGUAGGAUAUAUACAAAUGAGACUGAUUAAAAAACUGAAAUUGAGGAAAGUAAGAAUAUAAUAAAUUAGAAAAAAAUUGCAGAAUAUGUAUUUAAGAUGAUGAAUCAUCGUAAUUCAUUUCACCAUGUAAAUGCAAAGGUUCUACUUAAUUUGUACAUGAAGAAUGUUUAAAGAUGUGGGUUUUAGAAUAAUCUGGAGUAAAUAAGAUAUAUAAUAGGAAUGUAGUUAUAUAAAAUAAAUUGUAGUUAUAAUGUGAAAUUUGCAAACAUAGAUUAGAUUACAAAGCAAAAUUUAUUAAUAGAUUUGAUAUCUGUUAAUUUAGAAAAGUAAAAUUGAUAACAAAGAUAUGUUGGAUUAUUCAAUUAGUUUUUAUAGCAUUGUGUAUUUAUGCUUCAAUUUAAGUUGUUUCUAAAUUCGGAAUAGAUUCAUUAGCAACAAUAUGUAUUGUAGUAGUGAUAUGUUUGGUUUUGUUCGUGAUAACUAUUUAUUUGUGCUUUAGUUUUUCAUCUGCUCAUAAAGUAGAGAUGAUAGAGGAUUGGCAAUUUAAAAAUUAUAAACCAUAUUAAAAAGUAUCAAGUGGUAGAAAAUAAAUACCAAAUAAAUUUUUAAGAAUCAAUUAGAUAGAUUGUAUUUGA